GGUCCUAUAUGUCAUUCUACAAGCUUAAAUAAAAACUAGUCUACUUUUAAUAUUUGUUGGGUACACGUCAAGAAAAAGACCCCAUGACUGAAACCAAUCAUACAUAAGAUUCUCCAUCUAAAAAAUAAACUUUAAUUUUUUAAAAAGAUAAUUUUUAUAUCAAUAAAGAAAAGACCGUAAGGAGAAAAAAAAUCUUCCCGACGAAAUAAAUAUGAAAUGACAAUUUUUUAUAUUUGAAAAUAACUCCUAUAGUUAAAUUUCCACAUUUAUGGUGUACUGUUUUAUAAAACUUUAUAGGCAUAAAAAAAACCCAAACGAUCAUCACAAAUUAUUUAUUAAAUUCAGAAAAAAUGAACUGAGAGUGAAAUGGCAUCUGUAUAUUGAGAUAACGCCUUUAUCCAAAAUGAUUCAUCAUUUAUUAUGAAUGAAAGACUUCGUACCACUCUCAAUCACCUCAUGCUUUGCCUUUAAUUUAGAUGAGCGGAUCUAUGAUCCGUAUUUAGUAGAUCAGGUCUUGAUCCAUUAUAAUAAUGAUUGGAGAUUUUAUAAUAUCCACUUGCUAAAUAGAUGGAGAUCAUUGAAUCUCUCAAAUCCUUGUCUCUGAUUCAAGAGCGGACCAACAUAGAUCGGGACCAAAGGAUCUCGUCUGAAUUCAGAUCUAACCAUUGCCCUGGGCCAUUUCGAUACCCAUUGUUGAUAAGGUUGUUCGAAGUCGUUCAAUUCCGUUAUGUACAAAUGGAGCAUGAGGAGGUUCGACCUAAUAAAAUUUCCAUGAAUGUACAUUAAAAUCUAGGUUGACCUUGCGAUCGUCUGGAUUCUAACAUUUAAGUGAGUCACAAUGACCUUGCACCAAGUUGACUCUGCACCAUUUAAGUUAGUCAUUGAAUUAGGUCACGGCUCAGCUCAACUAGCCGUUACAGAGGUGUCCCCACCGGUCGCACUCUUCGUUUUAAAGGGGAAAACAAGGAGCUUUCCUCUUUUAUUUUUUUCCCCAAGCAAACCCUAGGAAUCGCCCUCACGGCGGACGACAAGGGAUUGACUGGCGAGUCCAAGAAUGCUUUUCUUUCUGUCCUCAAGAAAGGUGGCAGCAUCCUGCACAUCUUCCUCAGCCUCCCCGUCCCUCCGGUGCCAACAUCUGCUGCCGGAGGCAACGCCAGCCCUCGAAGACCGUUCGAUCCUCUUCGGUCGGCACCCCAAUUGUCAUGUCGUGCCUGGAUCACCCCAGCAUCAGCCGCUUCCACCUCGAUCGCCGUUCGCCUCGCUCCCUCGAAGCAGAAGUUCAUGGGACAUGGAUUUCGGGAGCAAGGAUUCUGCCGAACGUUACUGUGGACAUGGUGGACGGAUUUACAGGCUUCCGUGGCUCUCUACUAGCAGGGCGAUGGAGAUGGAGAACCCGUUGGAACCCGUUGCAGAAGACAAAGAAGAAACUUCUCAUCAGGAUGACCGUGCGGAUGUAGUAGCAGGCGGUCGUGAUAAAUUGCCCAAUGCGAUCCCUUUGGUGCUGCCUUUGCCGGAAUUUUUAAGUUCAUGCCCUUUGCCACCCGGAAUCCGGCAGCAGAGCCCGGAGAGGAAGGAGAAGGAAGUAGAGAAAUCAAACUUUCUUUCUGAUGUGCCAACGAAAAUUUUGAAUUCUUCGCCUCUGCCAUCAGUAACGGAGCACCAAGGUGCUUCAAAUGAUUCAGAAAUCGGAAGUGAAGAACUCAAGCUGUCUUUCUGUUGUGCCAAUGCGAAUUUCAAACUCCUUGACUGUGCGACUAGAAAUGAAACAGCAGAGCCAUGAGUUGAAGUGUCAGAAGAAGUGAGAUCAGGCUUCCUUUCUGCUGCGCCAAUGGAAAUUUAAAACUCAUCGCGUCUGCCACCAGAAAGGGAGAAUGAGUCAGAAGUUGAAAACUCAAUCUUCCAUUCUGCUGCACCAUCUUGGACACCAACUGUGGUGGUGGACUCGAACGAAAGCUCGAACAUAACACCCCAGGAAAUGGAACAUCAGAGUUCGGCAAGGAAGGAGUCAGAAAUUGAGAAUUCAAGCUUCCAUUAUGCUGUGCACCAACGCUGGAAUCCAUUUCAUCUUUUAUGUCAACUGUGGUAAUGGACUCGAGUAAAAUUUUAAACUUAUCACCUCUGCAAUAGGACAUGGAGCAUCAGAGCCCACCGAGGAAGGAGUCAGAAGUUGAAAACUCAAGCUUCCAUUCUGCUUCUGCUGCACCAUCGAGGAAUCUAUUGAAUCUUUGAUGCCAACUAUGGUAAUGAACUCGAGUGAAAUUUUGAACUCAUCACCCCUGCUAGAGAACAUGGAGCAUCAAAGUCUGUCGAGGAAGGAGUCAGAUGUUGAAAACUCAAGCAUCCAUUCUGCUGCACCGACGGUGGAAUAUAUUGGGUCAUUGUUGUCAAGUGUAGUAGUGGAGUCACUUGAAAUUUUGAACUCAUCAUCUUAGCGACAAAAAAUGGAGCAUUGGAAGACGGGCACGGAAGGAGUUAGAAGUUGAUAACUCAAGCUUCCAUUCCGCUGCACCAAUGGCGGAAUCUAUUGGAUCUUUGAUGCUAACUACGGAAGGGGAUUUGAACCCUCAUGUUUUAUCUGUCAUCCGAGCCUGAGUAUCCGACCCUAUUAGAUAUUACGGCCAAAAAAAAGGAACAAAAAGGUUUUGCUGCUUUCUUUUUUUGCAAUAGAACAUCCAAACUGUAGAGGAUUUGGUUCAUGAAUCAGAAGGGCUGUUCAAUUUUAUAAUCGUCCUUCAAGCAUGAAGAACGAGAUCGAUAAGGAAUCAUUGUAACUCUUCAAAUUGAGAAAAUUUAUUUUUCUCUUGCAAAGAAAGCAGCAGAACCUCUUAUUCUUUGUUUUUUUUUUUACGUAUUAUAUAAUGGAGCAAACAUGGGAUAAGUGGGCAGUUUUGGGGUAACUGCCCACAUCUCCCACUACCAACAAGGAGAGCACCAUCGAGCCUCUUAUCAAGGAGGAGCAAGUUGAAAUUGAAAGGCUUCCUUCGCCUUGACAUAGAGGCAAGGAGACAGUUCGUUAGCAAACCAAAAGUGAGGAUGAGCCUUGUAGCAACAAUGUGGUUGCCAAGGGGCAAGUCAAAAAAGAAUUUUUUGAUUCAUAUUAGGAGAAUGUCCCAAUGUCAUCUAGGCAGCAGACUAAGAGGAGCUCUAUAAUUCUGCAUCAAUCCUAGGGUGAACAUUGUAGUGGAUGCACAUUAAUGUUUCCUAGAAGAAUCAAGAAGGUCCUUACUGCUAUUAGAAGGAUUAAAAGGAUAAGAAAAGUGGGCAAAGCAUCUGAGUCUGUUGAAGGAUUGAAGCUGAUAUUACUCUACAAUUCCCAGUAUAUUCCCAAAUCAACUCUUACAAGUAAUUAAGUAAAGAAAUGCAUUGAGUUCGAUUUCCUUUUGCAACAAUGUUUCUUUCAAUUACUGUCUAAGGUGUUUCAAUUAUCUGAGUGACAACCAUCAUUAUUCAUUUUGAAGGAAGUAAUUACAAUAGUA
Molecule: messenger RNA, 3476 nt
Organism: Zingiber officinale
Lineage: Eukaryota; Viridiplantae; Streptophyta; Magnoliopsida; Zingiberales; Zingiberaceae
Exons: 3
Coding region: 1055-1780 (241 amino acids)
Source: RefSeq, a predicted model, not a curated record